GCCAAUUGGAGGAAAGCACAAAAUGAGUUGCCGGGUGCUCCAAGUGCUCGUCAGCCCUGCCCGUAUGGGCCACACAUCUGCUUGGCCGUGUGUAGCGAUGGAUCUUCAGUUGCACAGGCGAGGCAUCCAGCACCGCUGCUUCGCGUCACGAGCACGGAAGCGACGCAAGAAGAACCACAUGGCGUAUCCCAUCAAGCCUCCAACGUGAGCUGAAUGAAUGAAUGAGUUGCUGCACGGCCUGCAACAGAUCCAUCCAUCCAUCAUUCGCUGCUGUUGUUCGACAUAUGUUUGGAUACCUACCUGCCUGCACAGCAAGGUGCUUCGUCCCGACACGGACUUUCCCAAGGCAGUGCUGCGGCGGCCUGACAAGGUGCCCAUGCUGAGUCGCGAGGACAUCCCUGCGCGGCCAGUGAGGGACCUCAGCGAGAUGAGCGACGAGGGCGAUGCCCAGGACGGGAUGAGACCCAUCAAACCACAUGAGGUGGGUGAGUCAGUGGGGACGGCGGCUUUGUCGUUCGCUGGCGGGUUGCAUAUUGCGUAUCUAUCUAUAUGUGUGGUGCGAUGCGAUGCGAUGCGAUGCAGGUGGCCCAGAUGUUUCGGAGGGAUGAGAGGACCGUGGGGGCUGUCGGGGACAAGAUACGCCACCCUGUGAGUAGGGAUGGACACUCACACUCUCACACACGCAGACAGACAGACAGACACAUAAAUGUGCGUGUGCACAUGACAUCUGCACAUGUUAUAUGUUUUAUUGUGUUGGCUGUCCGUGAACCCAUCCUACAAUACAUGUGUCAGUCGGUGUUGAAGCAACAGCUGCCUCGGGAGAUCAAGGACAUCAAAGAGUUCUCUGUCGACGACAUCGACCCAAAAAAGUCAGUCAGUCAGUCACCACAAUGAGCGCCGACACACACACACACACACACAGAGUCUCGCCCGGGUCGUUCAUGUGUAUGUGCAGGCGCCCGGAGCUGCAGAAGUUCUGGUACAUGCCAAACCCAUUCAGGCCGCAGGUCCUUUCUCCCCCAGACCCACAGAGGCCAAGCCAUGAACCAUCUUAUCUUCCUUUUUUUUGUGUAGGGCACCACUGCAGCUUUGAGCGACACCGAGUACUACCGUCAGUUCUUCGCCGACAAGGACCGCGCCCUGGACGGCCGGCAGAAGGAGUACGAGGCCAUGCUGGCCGAUGAGAAGAGCCAGGAGGACAAGGAGGGGCGGGCGGGGGUGGCUCGCGUGCGCGUCAAGCCGUCUGCCUACUGGAUAGACGAGGGCUACUCGACGCCCGAAAUCGGGGCGGUGCCGUUCAUGCAGAGCAUGGAGCUGAGGAAGGCCAUGAUGAACGAGGCUUACAAUGUCCGAAAAGGUGAAUAUAUCUAAGAGAGAGGGCGGAUAAAUGGGAAUGGGCAUGGUGUGGUGUGGGGGGGCUGUGCUGUGCUGUGCUGUGUGUGUGAGUGCAGGUUGUAUGUUGAAUGUGGAUGUGUGGGAGGCCUUCCUGCGGCGGGCUGUGGAGCUGAGCGACCGCGUCAAGGCCAGGACCCUCCUCAGAUGCCUACAGGUACCUGCACAACACACAACACAACACACAGGGAUGCAUUCACUUGUGCACCACUUACUGUACUGCAUCAGGCGGCUGCAUCAGUGCGGUUUCCGUGCACUCCCGAGUGGAAGGCCCUCGUCCAGUAAGCCACCCAACACAGCACAGUACCAGAGGAGAGGGGCCGCCAUCCUCACUCACAUUUGGAUGGAUUUGUGGCCUUGUCAGGUCAGUGUGCCGCCGCAAGACGGAGCUCCUGCCACAGGACUUCUUCUACCUCUUCCAGGUGCGUGUGAUGUGCAUCACACAUGUGUGUGCCUGUCUGUGUGUCUGUCUGUCUGUCAGGCGUGUGCCCGUCAGCGGUGGCGCGACCGCCACUUGCUUGAAGCCCUCAAGGCAAUGGCGCUUGCCUGGCCAAAACUCAAGAACAAAGCUGCCAUCAAAGUGAGAACAGACAGACGAGUGUCCAUCCGUGUGUGUCGUCAAGGAGGGAGUGCCCCAAUGUGUUCUGCAUCCGUGUGUGUGUGUGUGUGGAUGGAUGGAUGAAUGGAUGGAUGGCGUCAGUCGGCGAAUGCGUUGGCCAAGCUUGACAUGGGUCGCGAGCACCUGUGCCAGCCGCUGAAGAUCAGCCUGCAUCAGAGAAUCGACACAUUGACACGUACGCAGCCUGCCUGCCUGGUUGCUGUGGGGCUAGAUAGAUGGAUGGUUUUGGAUGGAUGUCUGCGUGUGUGCAGCUGAGAACUGUGCGAGCAUGAACGCGUUGACCAUCCAGGAGUGUCUGCGUGACGUCAGUGUGGAGCCCUUUCUCCGCCAGUGCAUGCACCACCACCAGGGAGUCACCUUCCACCAGGCCAAGGAGCUCACCACACUCGAGUACCACCUCAGGUACACACACACGGAGGGGCGCCCUCGGCACAAUCAAUGUGUGUGCUGCGUGUAUGUGGGUGAAUCAAAUCGAGCAGGCUGGUUCGUCCAGGUCUGUACGGUCGUCUCGACCCCUCUGUCAAGUAUUUCCUGGAGGAGCUGCGCAGAGACGUCAUCAGGGCAGCUGGCCACACGGGCCAGGAGACAUUUCGCGACAAUCCGGGCGAGGACAGCGACCGAGAGGAGGAGAUGGCGAUGGGGGCCGGUGUUGAUGAUGAAGGUGAGGACGAUGGGGAGGGCGAUGCGCCCAUAUCGGACUCUGACAGCGAUGGCGAUGACGCAACCACACCUGCGCAGCACGACACUGGGAAGCAGCACGGUGAGUGUGAAAGCAGACAUUCGUGUCUGCGCAUCACAUCAGGUGAAACGAGCCGAGCCUUGUGGGUGCUGUGCUGUGUGUGCCUUGCAGGUGUGUCAACAAUGUCAAGCUGGGUGCAUCGUGACGUGUGUCGGCUGCUGACACACAUGGGGGUGCCGCACACCAGCGGCCUCAAAGCAGGUCAGUCAGUCACGACACAACACAACACACACAAAGACAGCAAUCCAAUCCAUGUGUUCUGUCCAUUGAUCAGGUCCCUAUACGGUGGACAUAUUCCAUGCGCCAAGCAACACGCUGAUCGAGCUGAAUGCGCCCUUCCAGUACUACGUCGGCACCGCACUCCUCACGGCAGCCACCAGAAGGCGCCACGAGAUGCUGCAGGCGAUGGGCUUCCGCCUGCAGCACAUCUCGCACACCAAAUGGGAGACACUCAGAACCGACGCCCACAAGGUAAGACAGGUGGGCACACACACACGUGCCUACCUGUGUGACUUCAGUGAGGUGAAUUUUGCAUGCGUGUGUGUGUAUGUGUGUGUGUAUAUGUGUGUGUGUGUGUGUGUGUGCGGUUGUCAGGUGGCACAUCUGCGUCGGCUGCUGACGUUGGGUGACAAGUCUGUGAGUCCGUCAGAUGAUGGUGCGUCGAGGGAGACCGCCAGGGGGCGGCGAGAGAAGGCAAGGGCAGAGACGCGUGCAUCCCCCCUUCUGCAGUAGGCAGCCGGCCCCCCUCAGAAGGCAGAUGUCUGUCUGCUGU
Messenger RNA from Vitrella brassicaformis, 3522 nucleotides. NCBI's taxonomy places the organism in Eukaryota, Vitrellaceae. The record is from the annotation of a GenBank genome assembly.